Molecule: messenger RNA, 5497 nt
Organism: Camellia sinensis
Lineage: Eukaryota; Viridiplantae; Streptophyta; Magnoliopsida; Ericales; Theaceae
Product: receptor-like protein 6
Molecular function (GO): protein binding
Source: RefSeq, a predicted model, not a curated record
UUCCAACAAAUUUCAAAAUGUAAGGACUAUCAACAUAUUUUCCCAUGGGAAUUAAAGACAAAGAAUCACUGCUGUGAACUUGGAAGUCAUGAUGGCUGGUGGAUAAAAUUACAUAGUUGCCGUGCUUGACCACCACCACCACCAUAGAAAGACUUAGCAGUGUAUAUAAGAAUGAGUAAUACAUUUAUUCCUUCACCAUCAUCAAACUACUAUCCUUCUUACUCUCCUUUUUAUAUCUCUCUAAAUCCUCCCACCUAUAAGAAAACAAAAUGAGUUGGCUUAUGUUUCUUCAUCAAUUUCUUCUGCUAUUUCUCUUGUUUUCUUCUUCUACUUGUGCACGCCAUACCUGCCUUGAGGACGAAAGAUUUUCACUUCUCCAAUUUAAAAGAACAUUUCCCAUAACUUCUGAAGCCUUUUUCUAUUGUGACUCUCAUCCCAAAAUGGUGUUCUGGAAUGAGAGUACUGAUUGUUGCUCGUGGGAGGGGGUCACAUGCGACUGGUCAAAUGGUCAUGUGAUUGGACUUGACCUCAAUUGCAGCCAGCUUCAGGGCACCAUCCAAGCCAACAGCACCCUCUUCCACCUUCGUCACCUCCAAAGCCUCAAUCUUGCCUUAAAUGACUUCAAUUUGUCUAGAAUUCCAUCCGAGUUUGGCUCGUUUGCGAGUUUGACCCAUCUCAACCUCUCUGACACUAAUUUUGCAGGCCGAAUUCCUUCAAAAAUCUCCCAUCUUUCCAAAUUGAUUUCCCUUGACCUCUCUCACUUUAGUCCUAAUUUAAAUCAGGGGAGACUUGAACAACACACUUUCAAUAUGCUCCUUCAAAACCUAACCCAAUUAAGAGAACUACACCUUGAUGGGUUGAAUAUCUCUUCACCUUUACCUCAUGCUUUGCUAAAUCUAUCUUCUUUGACAUCUCUCAGUCUUUGUUCUUGUCAACUGCGUGGGAAAUUCUCAGAAAACAUUUUUCACUUUCCAAACCUACGAGAGCUCGAUGUACAUGGAAAUUCAGAACUCACAGGUAAUCUUCCAAACUUCAAGGUGACUAGUUCCCUUCAGUUUCUUGAUUUCUCCGACACAAGUUUUUCUGGCCAAUUGCCUGAAUCAAUCAACAAUCUUAAAGCCUUGAAUAGUUUGUACCUCUUCAACUGCACCCUUUCGGGGUCCAUUCCUACCUUUUUUGGGAACCUUACACAAAUCACCAAUUUAGGAUUAUGGUCUAACAAUUUCAGUGGUCAAAUCCCCUCAUCAAUUUCAAACCUUGCAAAGCUUACUUUCUUGUCUCUUUCCAGAAACAAUUUUAACGGACAAAUACCGGAUUCCUUUGGCAACAUGAGCCAAUUUACUCUCUUGCUCCUUUAUUCCAAUCAGCUAACUGGUCCCAUUCCUUCGAACACAGUUAGGCUUUCAAAGCUAACUACUCUCGAAUUGUAUGAUAACUCACUUGAUGGAACUAUACCAUCUUUGUUGUUUGCUCUACCUUCACUGGUUUAUAUAGAUUUGAGUAACAAUAAGCUACAGGGACCAAUUCCAGGAUCAGUUUAUGAACUCCAAAACCUAACAUACUUGAGCCUUUCAUCAAAUAACUUAAAUGGUGUAGUGGAGUUAGAUAAGCUUCUAAAGCUUAAAAAUCUGAUCUAUCUUGAUCUCUCAUAUAAUGGUCUCUCAUUGAGCAUCAACAACAGUGUCAACUCUACCUUGACCAACUUUGCCACUAUGGGAUUAGCCUCUUGCAACUUGAGCGAAUUCCCAAACUUCUUGAGAGAACAAGCCAGUUUGCAAUCUCUAGACCUUUCAAACAACAAAAUUCGUGGUGAAAUUCCAAAAUGGUUAUUCAAUGUUGGGAAAGAUUCAUUGUAUAAUUUAAAUCUUUCUCAUAAUUUCCUUACAAGUUUAGAGUGUCUUCCAUGGCAGAAUUUAGCAUAUAUUGACUUGCACUCCAACUUACUCCGAGGACCACUCCCUGUUCCACCUAACACGACAAAUGUUUUCUCUAUCUCAAAUAAUGAAUUGACCGGAGAAAUCCCUACAUUGAUUUGCGAUCUGAGGUUGCUUGUUGUUCUUGAUUUGUCUAAUAACAGUUUGAGUGGGUUGAUUCCACUAUGUUUGGGAAACUUGAGCAAUAGUCUAUCUGUGCUGAAUUUAGGGAUCAAUAGCUUUCGUGGCACGUUUACUGUAACAUUUGCCAAAGGCAACAUGCUAAGGAAUCUUAACUUGAAUGGCAACGAAAUUGAGGGACAAGUUCCACGAUCUUUGCUCAAUUGUAGACACUUAGAAGUUCUAGAUCUCGGAAAAAACAAGAUAAAUGAUACAUUCCCCCAUUGGUUGGGAACUCUUCAAAACUUGCAAGUUCUUGUCUUGAGAUGUAAUAGGUUCUAUGGUCACAUAGGCACCUUCAAGACCAAGGGAAAACAUCAUUUCCCUAAGUUGAGAAUUAUCGACAUGUCUUACAAUGAUUUCAUUGGCCUUUUGCCAACAAAUUAUAUCCAACAAUUUGAAGGUAUGAUGAAUGCGGCUGGACAUGAAAUGAAAUUGAAAUACAUGGGUGAAUACUAUUAUCAAGAUUCUGUGGUGGUCAUGAUGAAGGGAUAUGAAAUUGAAUAUUCAAGAAUCUUAACGGUCUUCUCAAUCAUUGAUUUAUCAAGCAACAAUUUCCAAGGAGAGAUUCCAAAAUCCAUUGAGAAGCUUAGUUCGCUUCGGGGUCUUAACUUAUCUCAUAACAAUCUUACAGGCCAUAUCCCAACUUCACUUGGAAAUUUGAAAAACCUUGAAUCAUUGGACCUUUCCUCAAACAAGCUUGUAGGGGAGAUUCCUCAGCAAUUGACAAGUUUGAAUUUUCUUGCCGUACUAAACCUUUCGGAUAACCAGCUAGAGGGACCAAUUCCUAAAGGGAGUCAGUUUAACACAUUUGAAAAUGAUUCGUACAAUGGGAACUUGGCCUUAUGUGGAUUCCCCUUAUCAAAGAAAUGUAAGGAACUACAGUCGCUGCCACCUCCAACAAUACUCCAACAUGAUGAAAAUUCAGAUUGGGCGAGCGGAUUUAACUGGAAAGUUGUAGUGAUGGGGUAUGGAUGCAGAUUUGUAUUUGGAAUGGUUAUGGGGUAUCUUAUGUUUGUAACUCGAAGACCAGAAUGGCUUAUGAAAAUUGUUGAAGGAAAACAAUAUAAGAAGGUGAAAAAGGUCUAAAAAGGGUGCCCACUGAUGUAGUGAAAGAAGAAACCAGUGAAAACAAAUGGCUUUAGUAGAUAUUUUCCUUUCAGUUGCACAAUAAAGCAAUCGAAUCCAGUUGAAGGGGUGUCUCACCUAGCUUUUGCAUUUGAGGGCAUGUGCAUCCAAAUAGCAGCUAUACAGGAUCACUUCAAAAACUUUGCUUUUGUUGUUGUAUUAAAUUCUAAAGCUUUGUUAAGUUGUUUAGUUUUCUUAAAGCACUGACUUAAAUAAGAGCUGCAUGUCAUGACUCUUUUGUGUUACUUUUUUCGCAUCAUGUGGCAACCUUUGGAGAUUUUCACUUUUGCGUGUAGUUGCUUUUAAAUUGGAUUUUAGUCACAAAAGACAAGACCUUACCAAGUUUUUAACUUCGAAAUGCAAUCUUACAAGUUAUAACUCCAACCGUUCCCCUUGUUACAUUCUUAAUCAUUUUGAGUAAUAGAAAUGUUGGCUAGUAGAUAGAAAAUUCGCAUUGAAAAUAAUGUUUAUAUGUUACUCUUUGGGCAGUGCUUUUAGUCGUUGCUAUUGUAGUCUAGCCGAGCUUCUGACAUCUUUUCUCUUUCGUACCUUUCUAUCAAUAAACAGAAUUGAUGAUAAUUAGUUUUUUUUUUUCUUUUUUAAAUCUUCAAUGGCUAUUGGAGGAUCAAACUGGAGAUAUUUACAAGCACUCGUUCAAAGAUGUGGGAAUUUUGUGAUUGUUUGUAGUAUGAAAAUGGUGAUAGGGAGAAUAUUAAUUGAAAAGGUCUCUCAUAGGCAAGAAUGUUGUUGGGAUUGUGAAGUCCGAUUAAUUAGUACUAUAGACUUCAUUAUGCGAUCAUAGAUCCAACUGAUGUGACCAUGUAAUUUGAAUGUGUCGGUUUUUUUUUUUUCUUUUCAAGUUGCUUAUAGCUUAAAAAUGGUAGUUUGGUGUACUAAAAUUUUUAUUGUGUUCUAAAUUUAUAUCAACCAUGAAAAAAUUAGUUUGAUCUUCAUAACCUUUUUAUUUUUUCUCAUUUGUCUUAAAAAAAAUGGAUUAUCCAUUUUUUAGAGAUAAACACGAUAAAAUAAAAAUGUUAUGAUUAUCGGAUCGACAUAAUUCUUUUGGGGAUAAUAUACAUCGAGGGCCUUACAAAAAUGACCGAUUCAUAUUAUCAAAACGGAAAUCGUGAUGGGCCUCAUUGGCCCCUCAAGUUCUGUCAUGUUGAGAUGUGAAUAGGAGAAGCCUAACCCUUUAUUUUAUUUAUUUAUUUAGGUUCAAAAUCUUCUUUUCCAGUUUUGCUAACAAUUCAUUGAAACAUACUACUGCCUAAAUUUUGGUAUUUGUUAUUGUAUAUGUGUGUGUUUUAAUUUUUAUAGUUGUGGAGCGAUAUUAUAAAGAAAAUCGAGCGUAGAAUCAUCAUCUUCACCGAUUCAUGACGAGUCUCCAAAACAUAGUCAUAUAGAAAUCGACUUGCUAGACCUUCCUGAAGAUCCGGGGCUAUGACCUCAGAUUACGGAUCAUCAUCAUAUCAUCUGAGAACAAGUUCGUAGAGUGUACUUAUUAAAAGGCCCUUCUCAACCUCGUAAUCACAAUAUUCCACGAAGGAAAAUUGGGCAAUCAUCAAAAAGGUUUAACCCUUUAUGGUUUAAUGAAUUUGGUAGUUGGUUAGAGUAUAGUAGAGCUAAAGAUGUUGCAUUUUGCCUUUGUUGUUACCUUUUUAAACCCGUCGUAGGAGACCGAGGAGGCGGUAAGUCUUUUGUUGUUGAUGAGUUUUCAAGUUGGAAGAAGAAAGAAAGGUUGCAAGGUCACACGGGAAGUGUUAACAGCUCUCACAAUCAAGCUUGGAGAAAAUGUCAGUACUUACUGAAUCAAAAGCAACAUAUUGAAACAGUUUUCUCCAAGCUACUUGAUGAAGCCAAGAGUGAUUAUAGAGUUCGAUUGAUUUCAUCAAUUGAUUGCAUCUGACUUCUUUUGCGACAAGGGAUUCUAUUACAUGGGCAUGAUGAAUUUGAAGAUUCAAGAAACCAAGGAAACUUUCUUGAGCUUUUGAUGCUUCUUUCAGAUCAAAAUGAGAAUCUCAUAGCUCUUUUGUCAAAAGACGUUCUUGAACACCUUGAGUUGACAGCACCUAGUAUUCAAAAGGAUAUUGUUAAUGCCAUUGCGGUUGAAACUACCAAUGCUAUUGUUAGAGAACUUGGUGAUGGCAUGUUCUCUAUUGUCUUUGAUAAAUCUUGGGAUGCAUCAAUGGAGGAGCAAUUGAUUGUUUCUUUGAGAUAUGUGCAUGGUAGGGGAUAUGUGAUUGAGCAGUUUUUGGGUAUUAAGCAAAUUUCUAGUU